AUGUUGUCCACCGUCGUCGCCGUAAUUGUCGCCUUUACGCCCCUCACCCUUGCAAAGGAGAGCUACGCGACUCUCAGCAAGGCACCAGCGUACAAGAGGAACUUUGCGCCACUCCCUGCGGCAAUCAUCCACAAAAGACAGCUCCUGACUUGCAACCAAACGUACGGAGGGGAUUCUCAGGUCUGCGGGGGUGUGGACAGCACAUUUUGCUACAGCCCUAGUGCUGGCCAUACGUGCUGUCCGGACAAAGGAUACUGUGAGCGAGGUUCCUACUGCGCUCCUGUCGCUGGUUUCUGCUGCGCCGAGGUAGGUGUCGUACGCUGCCCUGAAUAUCUCAUGGUGUUGACAAAGCUUCAGGGAGAGGACCUAGGCACUUGUGCGCAGAAUGCGGGCUUUACGAUUCCAGGUACCCUUGCAGUCACGGCAACCGUUGCCUCGGCGGUGUCCUCCGUCACAAACGCUAUUGGAUUGACUUCGUUCCAGCCAGACCCGGCCCAGGCAUCCUCGACGACCGAAAUAGAUUCCAUCGACAGAACCCAGUAUUUCGACAAUACCGGCAGCAACACAAGGGCCCAGCGCGACAUCGCCAUUCGUACAGGUGGCAUCCGCGCCAAUAACGUGUCAGAUGGGAGUGAAGACGUUGGCGCUUAUUCCAGAUCCGCUGCCGGCGUUCAGGCGAGGGACAAUAAUAUCCUUUAA
This is a messenger RNA of Neoarthrinium moseri, 699 nucleotides long. RefSeq lists its product as uncharacterized. NCBI's taxonomy places the organism in Eukaryota, Fungi, Ascomycota, Sordariomycetes, Amphisphaeriales, Apiosporaceae. Bases 1 to 699 code for a protein of 232 amino acids. The transcript has 4 exons. The record is from RefSeq and is a predicted model, not a curated record.